Messenger RNA from Glycine soja, 1862 nucleotides. Its product is annotated as nuclear envelope-associated protein 2. The record is from RefSeq and is a predicted model, not a curated record. The transcript is spliced from 5 exons. Bases 233 to 1360 code for a protein of 375 amino acids. Lineage: Eukaryota; Viridiplantae; Streptophyta; Magnoliopsida; Fabales; Fabaceae.
CCACAUAACUCUUUGAUUCCCAUUACUCAUUUCCACCAUUUCACCUUCUCAAUCUGUUUCUCUGCUUUACUAAUUUGUCCCAAAUCAGAACCAGAUUGAGCUUCUGCACAACCAGACCAGAGAUUCAACGCAGAAACUGUGCUUAUCCCUGGUCCAUAGGAUCUGAUUUGGUUCAUAAGAGAGUAGUACACGUUUCAUUGCUCGAAAUAGAGUUGAAAAAUCUGGAGUUUCCAUGUCUGAGAAACCAUCUUCAUCGUUGACAUCUACCGUAGCUGCUCGAGAAGUUGAUCCCUUGUUGCAGGAUUUGAAUGAAAAAAAGCAGAGCUUUAGGCGCAACGUGGUGUCGUUAGCGGUGGAGUUGAAGGAGCUACGUAGUCGCCUAGCUUCGCAGGAACAAUCGUAUGCUAAGGAAACUCAAACCAGACAGGAAGCAGAGACAAAUGCCAAGAACAUGGAAUUGCAAAUUGGAAGGUUGCAGAAGAAUUUGGAAGAAAGAAAUGAGCAGCUUCAGGCGUCAGCCUCCUCUGCUGAGAAGUAUCUGAAGGAGUUGGAUGAUCUUAGAACACAGCUUGUAACAACAAGAGCAACUGCUGAUGCAAGUGCUGCAUCAGCUCAAUCAGCUCAGCUCCAAUGUUUAGAACUUGUAAAAGAAUUAAAUGAGAAAAAUGGUUCACUAAGAGAGCAUGAGGAUCGUGUCCUGAGGCUAGGGGAGCAACUAGACAAUUUACAGAAGGAUCUUCAGGCAAGGGAAUCUUCACAGAAACAAUUGAAAGAUGAAGUUUUGAGGAUUGAGCACGAUAUUAUGGAGGCUCUUGCAAAAGCCGGAGAGAACAAGAAUUGUGAACUGCGGAAAAUAUUGGAUGAGGUUUCUCCUAAAAAUUUUGAGAAGAUGAAUAAGAUUCUAGGUGUUAAGGAUGAUGAAAUAGCAAAACUUAAGGAUGAAAUUAAGAUCAUGUCUGCUCACUGGAAGCUCAAGACUAAGGAAUUAGAGUCACAGGUAAAGCUAUCUUGGUUUGCCUGUGUGAUGCUCAUUCAUGCUUGUCUUUUUUUGGUGGUUGGCUCAUGUAUUUGUUUUAAAUCACAGUUGGAGAAACAGCGGCGUGCUGAUCAAGAGCUGAAGAAGAAAGUGUUGAAGUUAGAAUUCUGUCUGCAGGAAGCUCGUUCUCAGACACGAAAACUGCAAAGGAUGGGUGAACGACGGGACAAAGCUAUCAAAGAACUGAGAGAUCAAUUAGCUGCAAAGCAACAAAGAGAAGUUGCAGCCGCAGAUAAGCUAAACCAGAAUUUCUGGGACACUUCUGGAUUCAAAAUGGUGGUCUCGAUGUCCAUGUUGAUCUUGGUGGUAUUUUCAAGGCGGUGAAACCAUUCCUAUAUCCAAAACAAUUCUUGUAUAUAGACCCAUAUAUACCUUCAAAUUCUAGGAGUCUAGACAAGUUGUAGAAGCCAUUUUGCGCGGCAGUUUUUAUAGAUAAUCUACUAGCUUUAGCUUGUGCAAAAUGUACGCGUAGCACCAGGAUCAGAAGGCAUUUUUGCGGUGAUCUAUAAAAUUACAUUGCGUAGUUGCAUUUAUACAUUUAUGGCCACAUCAUUACUCUUUGUUGGGCCAGUUGAUGUUUGGUUUUCAUGCAUUUCUCCGCAAAAAGUGAUAUGAUAGCUCUUUAACAUGACCAUACAGUUUCCACCACGCUGAUGCUGGGGUAUAAUCGUUGUGGACCUCGUUCACAAUCUUUUUUCUAUUGAAAAUCAUGGAAAAAACAGCCACUUAAUAAUGUGGCUUAGGUGUUGCCCUGCUGGCAAAUGUCUUAUGUCUACUCUGGUUUGGAUAUUAUAAAAGUGGCUCACAUGCGUCGGAUUAAAGUCAA